UUCAAACCUCUUUUAUCUCGCUUCCAUCUUCUCUAUUAGUUACCAUUUAUGAAAAGAAAAAAAAAGAAAAAAAAUCCGAGGAAACCCACUCGAAGAAUGGCGGCAGCUACUUCAAUGGUUACUUCAUCAAGCUUCACGUUUCCUUUCCAAGGACUUCGCCUACCCAUUCUUAGCUACCCGUGUAUGAAACCCGAGAGACGCAUUAUGAGGAAAGAUGCUUCAAAUGUUAUAACGGCAACAUAUGAGCUGAAGCCACCUCCAUAUCCCCUGAAUGCAUUGGAACCCCAUAUGAGCCGAGAAACCCUGGAGUAUCAUUGGGGAAAGCAUCAUAGAACCUAUGUGGAGAAUCUAAACAAGCAAAUUGUAGGAACAGAUCUAGAAGGGCCGUCUUUGGAAGACAUUAUCAUUGUUACUUACAACAGGGGUGACAUACUCCCUGCAUUCAACAGUGCUGCACAGGCCUGGAACCAUGAUUUCUUCUGGGAAUCAACGAGACCAGGAGGUGGAGGAAAGCCGUCCGGGGAUCUUCUAGAUCUGAUCAAAAGAGAUUUUGGUUCUUUUGAACGGUUUACGGAAGAGUUCCAGUCUGCUGCAGCUACACAGUUUGGUUCUGGCUAUGCAUGGCUUGCAUAUAAAGCAAAUAGGCUUGGUGUGGAAAACGCAGUAAAUCCUUGGUCAUCAGAUAAUGAUAAGAAGCUCGUAAUCGUGAAAAGUCCAAAUGCUGUGAAUCCCCUUGUUUGGGACUACUUUCCACUCCUCACCAUUGAUGUCUGGGAGCAUGCUUAUUACCUUGACUUUCAGAAUCGACGGGCAGAAUACAUAUCAAUGUUCAUGGAGAAGCUUGUAUCUUGGGAAGCAGUUAAUGCUAGACUUGAAAAAGCAAAGGCUGAAGCUGCUGAGAGGGAAAUGGAGGAAGAAAGGAGGAAAAAGGAAGAAGAAGAGUGGAAACCGACUGAUGGCGAUGAUGAUGAUGAAGGUUUAGAGAUGUAUGUAGAUAGUGAUGAUGAUUCAGAAGCCGAAUGAGUUCUAACAUACAAUGAUGGUAUUAGAACACCACGUAAUUAUAUCUUUAUUGUAUCUUCGAAAGUGAUAUAGAGGUUAGUAUGUGAGGCCAAGGAAGUAGAGAUUCUUCAGUUCUUUUCAAUUUUUUUGUAGCUAUACUGGAUAGCUGAAUUCUGAUUUAUGGAUAUUCGGCUGUAGGAUGUAGAAAAUCGAGUAAUGCUUCAAAAAACUACUGCCAUUAUUGUGAAAUU
Molecule: messenger RNA, 1253 nt
Organism: Hibiscus syriacus
Lineage: Eukaryota; Viridiplantae; Streptophyta; Magnoliopsida; Malvales; Malvaceae
Product: superoxide dismutase [Fe], chloroplastic-like
Exons: 9
Coding region: 49-1023 (324 amino acids)
Biological process (GO): superoxide metabolic process
Cellular component (GO): chloroplast nucleoid
Molecular function (GO): metal ion binding; superoxide dismutase activity
Source: RefSeq, a predicted model, not a curated record